This is a messenger RNA of Microplitis demolitor, 2698 nucleotides long. RefSeq names its product phosphatidylinositol 4-kinase type 2-alpha (gene Pi4KIIalpha). Gene Ontology annotation, molecular function: 1-phosphatidylinositol 4-kinase activity. Gene Ontology annotation, biological process: endosome organization; phosphatidylinositol phosphate biosynthetic process; Golgi organization. Gene Ontology annotation, cellular component: trans-Golgi network; endosome; lysosomal membrane. The record is from RefSeq and is a predicted model, not a curated record. Lineage: Eukaryota; Metazoa; Arthropoda; Insecta; Hymenoptera; Braconidae. Bases 576 to 2195 code for a protein of 539 amino acids. The transcript has 6 exons.
CCCAGUAAUUCGUGAAAAUUUUUUUAACCUUCAUCACAUCAGUAACAAUUUUUUUUAUUUUUAAAUAAAAUAAUAUAAAAAAAAGUUCAGUAUAUUAAUCGACUUACGUAUAUCGAUUAAUUACAAUAUCGAUAUAAAACCCAUCUGUUAAGUCACCAACCCAAAAUGACAUCCGUAUAACUUUUUUUAGUCCAUUGGUUACUUGAAUACAAAAAUAUUUAUAACAAUAAUAAUAAUAACAAUAAUUGUCAUACAGUGAUAGUUUAAAUCAAGUGAAAAAAUUAAUCAACCUAAAAAUUAUUCUGGUCAAUUAUUAUCCAAAUAGUAUCAAUACUAAUAAUUAAAAAUUUAACAAUAACAAUGGAAAUAAAUACUGAGUCAUUACAAAUUUCAACUUAAACGUCACCAGUGACAGGUGGUGGUAAAUAUAUAAUAAAAAAAAAAUGUCAUUCAUUUCUCUCUCAUUAAUACAAAGUGCCAUUUUGCUAUAAAUAUAUAUCGAAAAAAAAAAAAUUUUUCGUUAAAAAAAAAAAAACAACUAAAUUAUUAAAAUAAAAAAAAAAUUUUUAUCUGUGAUGAGUGACUCGGAACAGCGGCAACUGCACGUGCCUUAUCGAGAGUAUCAAAGUCAAAGUAUUAAUUAUAAUCAUCAAGGAUUACUAUCAGCAACUGGAUCAUCAGUUACGUCAGGUGGUUUUAUUGAAACUGAUGCAUUAGUUGAUCUCUCAAUAACACCACCAUCGUCAUCGUCACUAUUAACGUUAACACCAGGACCAGUACCAGGACCAGGAGCCGUUGCAGGAACAGGAGCAUUAUCACCAUCAUCAUUACUAUUGUCAUCACCAGCAAAUACUAAAUCAUCGUACACUAAUACGCCAGUGGCAACAGCUGGGGUAUCAACUAUUGGAACUAUUUCAGGAGCGACAACAAGUAAUAAUAACGAUACUGAUUUAUUGCCGGACGUUGAUUUUGCACCGAAUUUAAGCAACGAAAUACACGUAAUCAUUGAUUCGCCGGGUAUUGACCGGGAGAGUCAGCCUCUCCUUGGUCGUCUUGAACUUGAUGUUACGUUUAAUAGAUUUCCAGAUGACCCACAAUUUUCUGAACUUGUCUGGCAAGCUGAGUGUGCGAUAGACAAUGGCAUUUAUCCAGAACGUAUUUAUCAAGGCUCUAGUGGUAGUUAUUUCGUUAAAAAUCCAUCAGGAAAAAUAAUAGGUGUAUUUAAACCAAAAGAUGAGGAACCAUAUGGGAGAUUAAAUCCCAAAUGGACAAAAUGGAUGCAUAAAUUAUGUUGCCCUUGUUGUUUUGGACGAAGUUGUUUAAUACCAAAUCAGGGUUACUUGAGUGAAGCCGGUGCAAGUUUAGUCGAUCGUAAAUUAGGUCUUGGUGUUGUUCCAAACACACGUGUUAUUAAACUUGUCAGUCGAACGUUCAAUUACCCGAGAAUUGAUAGACAAAAAACACGAAUGAAACAAGCCAUAAUGGAUCAGUUUCCAGCAGUUGGAUCACAAUUUAAACGUAUCGGCUUACCACCUAAAAUCGGAUCAUUUCAAUUAUUUAUGGAUGGUUACAAAGAUGCUGAUUACUGGCUAAGAAGAUGGGAGAGUGAUCCAUUACCUACUAAAUUAGCGCGUGAUUUUCAAUUACAAUUUGAACGUCUUGUUAUUCUAGAUUACAUUAUUCGAAAUACUGAUCGUGGCAAUGAUAACUGGUUAAUAAAAUAUGAUCCAGCAGCGGCAAAGACGAUAGAAGGCGGUGAAGUUAAAAUAGCAGCUAUUGAUAAUGGCUUAGCGUUUCCAUUUAAACAUCCAGAUUCAUGGCGCGCUUAUCCUUAUCACUGGGCAUGGCUCAGCCAAGCUAAACUACCGUUUAGUGAUGUAACACGUGAACUUGUUUUGCCACAACUAUCUGAUCAAAACUUCAUUCAAGAUCUCUGUGAUGAUUUGUAUCAUUUAUUUAAGCAAGACAAAGGAUUUGACAGGCAUAAUUUUGACAGACAGAUGAGCGUUAUGAGAGGGCAAAUAUUAAAUCUACAACAAGCGCUUAAAGAUGCUAAAAGUCCAGUACAACUGGUACAAAUGCCGGCUGUGAUUGUUGAAAAAGCCAAAGGGAAUGGAGCACCAAAAUUAUUUUCAUUCUCGGAUACUUUUACACAGCGCUUCCAAAAUAAAAGUCCAUUUUUUUCCUGGUGUUGAAAAACAACUCAACAUUAAUUACCAUCAAUGAUUAAAACGGAUAUUUAAUAUCGAUACGAAUUAAUUUAUAACAAAAAAAAAAUUAUGAUUAUUUAUAUUAUCACUAUUAUUAAUAAUAAUUAACACACAGAAAGAGACCUUCCAACAAAUUUAAUAUUUAUUGAUCUGGUGAUAAUUAUUAUUUUUAUUAUUUUUUUCUUUAUAGUAAUUUUUCUAGAACAUCGAAUUAUUUUUUGAAUAAUUAAAUAGAAAAAAAACAACAAUUAUUAUUGUCUAUCUUAGUCAUCAAUUUAUUUUCUUGUAAUAUUACUUUUUGCACACUUCAACCGCGAAGUGCUGAGUGUGAUCUACUCUUGCUUAAACUUUUUUUUUUUUUUUUAAAUAAUUAUUCAUAUUGUAAACAGUAAGAUAUACAUCACAUAAAAUAAAUAAAUAAAUAAUUUGUAUACAUCACAAAUCCACGAAGAAUUAAUGAACCAAAAACAGAGUAAAAAAAAAGUAAU